GCGACAGCGGCAGGAUAUGAAAACAAGCAAAACAAAAAAAAAAAUUCCUUCUGCUGUGAUCUAAGAAACCUUUAAACGCAGCGUGUUCGAAGACAAACUUAAUUUCCAUUGCACUCACGACCCGCACGCCCACCACUAACGGUCUCACCAUUGCGCCCAUCUGGAUUAUGGGCAUAUCCGAGGAAGUCAAGCUGGACGACCUACCGCAAGAAGCCAAAUUAGCACAUCAGGAUGCCAUGCCUGAUCGUUCUUCGGCCUCCUGCAUUGUAACUACCGGUGCUAGUGGCGGCACGAAUAGUCCCAUUUCGGAUGCGAAUAGCGAUGGUGAACUAGAUGAUUAUGCACCGAAACGUAAGCAGCGUCGCUAUCGCACUACAUUUACCAGCUUUCAAUUGGAGGAGUUGGAGAAGGCGUUUUCACGAACGCACUACCCGGAUGUCUUUACGAGGGAGGAAUUAGCCAUGAAAAUUGGUCUAACUGAGGCGCGAAUACAGGUUUGGUUCCAGAAUCGUCGCGCCAAGUGGCGUAAACAGGAGAAGGUGGGUCCGCAAUCACAUCCAUACAACCCAUAUCUGCCCAGUGGGCCGGGCGCCAUGCAAGCCGUUGUCGGUCCGACAUUGCCGCCAAAUCCAUUCACACACCUGGGCUUCAAUUUGCGCAAACCAUUCGAUGGUCCGGCCAAUUUUGCCGCCUUUCGCUAUCCGCACCUGUCGGCGGCACCAAUGUUGCCAUCUGGAUUUUACAAUCAAUUUCAAAGAGCACCACCCCACCUCCUACCCAGCAUGGCGAGCAUGUACUCGCCCACCACCUCCUUCCAAACGCUGCUGGCCAACAUGACCGCUGUGCCACGCCAUCCGCCGGUAUCGGCACAACUUAGCGUCGCCGCCGCCAAGCCACCUAUGCUCAUUUCAUCACCAGAGCUGCAUUCACCCAAUCACCUCAUGUCUUCGCCACCAAUUUCGCCGACUUCCAUGACAAUGCAGUCGAUGGCACCGCCGCCGCAACUACAACCGCCGCCACCCCCAGAGGCACACUCACAUGGGCCACCACCACCACCACAACAGCAGCCACAAUCGGCGCCCGUGAUCACAAUGCCGAUCAGCAUGCAUCAGGCUGGGCAACAGCCGCCGCCGCCGCCAUCAGCACCCACAAGUCACUCGCACUCGCACUCGCCGCUCCAGCUGGCGCAUUCGCCGCAACAUCAGCAGGCGUCGUCGUCAUCGGUGUCGGGGCCACGUACGGCCACACCGCCGGAAGAUCGUCGCACUUCGUCGAUUGCGGCAUUGCGGUUGAAGGCGCGCGAGCAUGAGCUCAAGUUGGAGCUGCUGCGUCAGAAUGGACAUGGCGAUGUGCUGAGCUAGUUGAUGCUGCAGUUGCUGUUUGCGGAGAGCUUUCGUUGGGAAUGCGCGUGGAAAGAAAAAGCAGAGAAAGUUAACAUAUCAUGAAAGGCAGCAAAAGAAAAGAACUGAGGAGAUGUAUUUGUUACUUAAAACCAGUGCAAAUUCUAAGCGAUUUCCAGUGUAACGGAAUGAAAAUGUAUUAAUAAAAAAAAAUUUAGUUUUUAGUAUUUUACGAGUUUUAGGGUUGCAAGGAUUCAGUUGACCACUUUGAUGUAUGUAGAAUAAAAAAAAAAUAAAUUAUUUCCGUUAAAUGUUAUAGAAUACAUAAAACCAGUGCGCUCAAUGAUUCCAUUCUAAGUUGUAUGUACUAAGUAUAUAAAAAAUAUCUGAAUAUUCCAUUAGGAUUCUACUAAAUUUAUUUAGCCUUUUAAAAUUGAAUUUUAUUG
Molecule: messenger RNA, 1786 nt
Organism: Rhagoletis pomonella (apple maggot)
Lineage: Eukaryota; Metazoa; Arthropoda; Insecta; Diptera; Tephritidae
Product: homeobox protein aristaless-like
Exons: 4
Coding region: 168-1361 (397 amino acids)
Biological process (GO): regulation of transcription by RNA polymerase II
Molecular function (GO): RNA polymerase II transcription regulatory region sequence-specific DNA binding; DNA-binding transcription factor activity, RNA polymerase II-specific
Source: RefSeq, a predicted model, not a curated record